Trichomycterus rosablanca is the source of this 2811-nucleotide messenger RNA. RefSeq names its product spliceosome associated factor 1, recruiter of U4/U6.U5 tri-snRNP (gene sart1). The record is from RefSeq and is a predicted model, not a curated record. Bases 246 to 2603 code for a protein of 785 amino acids. Gene Ontology annotation, biological process: maturation of 5S rRNA; mRNA cis splicing, via spliceosome. Gene Ontology annotation, cellular component: U4/U6 x U5 tri-snRNP complex. The transcript has 20 exons. NCBI's taxonomy places the organism in Eukaryota, Metazoa, Chordata, Actinopteri, Siluriformes, Trichomycteridae.
CAUUGCGUUCGGUUUACGGUUGCUGCUGUUUAUACUCGUGUGAGACUUUAGUUUCAGCUCUUUUAAAGAUAAGAUUUGUGUAAAAUAUCUGCAUUACAUCUGAAGUGAAACAGCAGAUUAGUCCUCAGAUUAAUGCCAGCGGUAGUGAUGAGAUCUUUAUAAGCUAAACUAGUCCCGAUCAGUUUGUGCGAUCAUUCAGCCAGAUCAGAUCAGAUUGUGAUUCCGUGAUCUAGUCUCAGGCUGCUAUGGGAUCUUCUAAGAAGAAUAAAGAGAAGGAGAAGGAGCGAGACCCGGAGGAGCGACACCGGGACCAUAAAAAGCACCGACACAAGAACCGGGAGCGGGAUAGAGAGAGAGAUGGGACCCGGGAGAAGGAGAAAGAGAAGAGGAAGAGAUCCAGGUCGCGGGAGAGGAGUAGCAGGGCUGAUGAGAAGGAGAGGAGCAGUAACAGAGGAGAGAAGAGUUCAACAGAACCGCGGAUAAAGAAAGAGAAACUAGAUCCUGUUUUUCAGGAGACUCAAGAUGUAGGUCCAAAGUCUGCAAGUGGAGAUGCUUCACUUAGCAUCGAAGAAACCAAUAAGUUGAGAGCCAAACUGGGCCUGAAGCCCCUCGAGUUUAAUGAAAGCAAAAAAGAACUGGGCACGAAGGAAGAGCCCAUGUUGGCUCAGGUGAUCAACCCCUUACAUGUCAAACAGCAGAGUGAUAUCAGAGAAAAACUGGCUGCUCUUAAAGAGAAACGGCUUCUCAAUCAGAAACUGGGUAAGGUGAAGACACUGGCAGAUGAAGACCCCUGGCUUGAAGAUGCUGCUUCAUGGGUAGAGAAGAGUCGCAAAAUGGCCAAGGAGAAGGAGAUGGCAGAGAAAAGGGCCAAGCUACUGCAGGAGAUGGAUGAAGAGUUUGGUGUGAGCAACUUGGUUGAGCAGGAGUUUGGACAGAGCAAGAAAGAGACGUACAGUUCAAAAGAUCUUAAAGGUCUUGCGGUGGAACACAAGGUGGAAUCUUUUAAAGAAGGAGAGACCAUCAUUUUGACUCUGCAGGACAAAGGGGUUCUUCAGGAAGAGGAAGAUGUGCUGGUGAAUGUGAACAUAGUGGACCAGGAAAAAGCAGAGAAGAAUGUAGAGCUGAAGAAGAAGAAGCCAGACUACAAAGCUUAUGAUGAGGAAGAGAGUGUGGAUGACAUGGCUGUGUUCAAGCCCAAGUCUGUUUUGUCAAAGUACGAUGAGGAGAUCGACGGAGAGAAGAAGAAAAGCUUCCGUAUCAGCGCAGGCGGCUACGUAGGGACUGAAAGAGAACGUGAGCUGCAGGCUAUCAAAGAGACACUGCGCAAUCAAGCCCAGUCUUUGGAGGUUCCUGCUCUUACCCUGGCAACAGAAUAUUACACCCCACAGGAGAUGGUGGCCUUCAAGAAGACUAAGUGCCGUGUGAAGAAGAUUAGGAAGAAGGACAAAGUGCUCAGGACUGAUGAUCUUCUCACCGAUGACACUCGCAACACAGACUUUGGCUCCAGGUCACGAGGACGAGGAAAGAGGCGGGUUGAUGAAGAUGAAGAAAUUGAAGACGCGGCUAGGGAUUCUGGCAGCAACAGCCCUGCAGCCGGUGUACUGCAGCAGUCUGAUGAUAUCCGGACUGCCGACAUGGACAUCAGUGAUGAUGAUGACUUCAUGCCUCCGGAGCCUGAUGUUAUAGAAGAGGAUGAGGCAGAACAGGAGCUGCAGAAACAGCUGGAGAAACAAAGAAAGCUUCGACAGAAGCAGCUGCUGAAAGAUUCAGGAGAAAAGGUGGUGGAACAACUGCGAGCGAUGGGCAAAAGUGGAGAUAGCGGUGAUGAUGACCCUGACAUAAAGAACAACAUUGUCUUCAAUGCCACCUCAGAGUUUUGCCGCACAUUGGGAGACAUUCCCACCUAUGGCCUGUCAGGCAACCGAGAGGACCAGGAAGACAUGAUGGACUUUGAGCAGCAAGACGAUCGUGAUGGAGCUGGAGGCUCGGAUUCCGAUAUGGAUGAUAACGUGGGCUGGAGCACAGUCAACCUGGACGACGAGAAGAAGCAGUCCGACUUUGCCACAACUUCCACAACCAUUCUGGAUGAAGAGCCUAUAGUUAAAUCUGGCCUGGCAGCUGCUUUGCUGCUCUGCAAGAACAAAGGUCUGUUAGAGACUCAGAUGCAAAAGGUGGCUCGAGUUCGCGCUUCAAAAGGAGCUCUGCCAAACGACAACUACUGCAUUGAAGACAAGAUGGCGAUUGAUGACAAGUACAGCAGGAGGGAGGAGUACAGAGGCUUCACUCAGGACUUCAAAGAGAAAGAGGGCUACAGGCCAGACGUCAAGAUCGAAUAUGUAGACGAGUCUGGACGCAAGCUCACUCCUAAAGAGGCUUUCAGACAACUGUCCCAUCGUUUCCAUGGCAAAGGAUCUGGAAAGAUGAAAACUGAGAAAAGGAUGAAAAAACUGGAGGAGGAGGCGCUGCUGAAGAAGAUGAGCAGCAGUGACACUCCUCUUGGCACUGUGGCUCUGCUGCAGGAGAAACAGAAAUCACAGAAAACUCCUUACAUCGUCCUCAGUGGCAGCGGAAAGAGCAUGAACGCAAACACCAUUACCAAAUAGAUGCAUCUGAACUCAGGAUUCUUAUGCUUUAAUGCUUUUCUGCUAUAGUGUGUUUUUCAUUAAAUAUUAGUGCUUUGAUCAAAACUUUUAGGACUAGUUUGUUGGUGAGUAUGUUUAGUGCUUUUAUAAGCAAUAUGUGCUCAUAUGAAAAGGGUUUGUUUCAAUUCUGUAGUGUCUACUGAUCAAUAAAACUCUGGACAAUAUAAAG